Acanthoscelides obtectus is the source of this 278-nucleotide messenger RNA. Lineage: Eukaryota; Metazoa; Arthropoda; Insecta; Coleoptera; Chrysomelidae. The record is from the annotation of a GenBank genome assembly.
CUAUGUGUGAUAAAAGAUUUUGCGUAGUUAUUUCAAGAUGGUGGAAAACAGAUGGUAUCUAGCGUACUGGAGGCUAAGCUGAUGGGGUUUCGUAAAUGUGUCAUCCUCGUCAGUUCUCAAACAGUUAACAUAACUUCUCUGAUCGUCCAUUGCCAGUUGUUGGACCAAGUUAUUGUAGAUCCUCUUCAAGUCACUACAGGCCAUCCACGGUCUUACCCACAGUCGCUUCUAUUUCGUUGUUAAAGCCACUACAAUGGCUGCCAAAGUAAAACUAGCUA